AUGGAUGAAAUUCAACGGUUGGAGAUUGAACUGAAGAGAGCACUGAAAAAGCGGAUGGAAUCCUUAAGAGAACAGAUGUGAGUGAAACAAGAAAAAACGAUUUCAAAUCUUUAGGUACAAGCUGGGUGCGGUUUAAGCAAUUUGUUGGGCUAUUGUUCAUGUCCACGUCUCGAUGAUGAUGAAGCUUAUAGUUUCGGUGGAGUUAAAAAAUGCUCACUAUAAAACAAGCGCUACAAAUUUGGGAGCUUUAAGGAACAACUCAGCAAGAACCUCGGAUGGUUUGAUUUUUACGUUAAAUGAGCUAUUAAUUGCCUUUUCUGACAGAGUAAUGGCCACAAUGGAGGACACUCACACGUGAUCUAAAUAUAAUCGAACGUUUUUCCCUCUCUCCCCCAAACAACGUUGAAUAUCAGGCACUUUGUAAACUUUACUAAGGUGUGGUAGGUGUUUGAUUUUACCAACACGUGGAGGAUCUAAGUAUACGCCUGAAAUGGCAAAAGAGUGGUCUUUUUAAAUAUAUUUCGAUAAGGAUAUAUUUCAACAACUGUCCCAAGGAGUUUUGGCCUCCGUUGUAGCUUUUAAAUCUCUAUAAUCACUGGAACCAGGAGUCGAUCGGGCUCCUGCCGGAACUCAACACCAGAGGAGCCUAAUGAGACCAGUGAGAAGUCUUAAUUACUUUUUUGAUUUAAUUUUUUCCUAAGAAUUCGUCGAAAGGCGCGGAGCGUUCCUCAGCAAAAAGACUGUUGACAAUAAGUAAAUAUUUGUAACCACUGAAUAACCAUUCAUGGCAAUUCCUGAGAACUUAUAUAAUUAUAAAAUUUGACCUUCACAGCCAGGUGACAUGGCGGGUACUACAGCUAACGAAGAAAAAAGCAGCUAUUGAGCGGAAAAGCGUGAUGAUUCUGGACAUGAAGGCUUGCCAUGACCGGCAAGGAGAGAAACAAGAAAGGCGUGUAAACCUGCGCCGUACGCGUUCACAAAGUGACAUACCAAGAAAUGCAUUAUGCAAUAGGUUAUGA
This is a messenger RNA of Pocillopora meandrina, 1019 nucleotides long. NCBI's taxonomy places the organism in Eukaryota, Metazoa, Cnidaria, Anthozoa, Scleractinia, Pocilloporidae. The record is from the annotation of a GenBank genome assembly.